AUGAACUCAACCAAAAAAUCCGCUUCGGACCUCGUGGGGGAGGUAAAACCCCAACAACCGGCGACUGAGAGUGAAUUGGACGAGGAGGAGCUACUGCCCUCAGAUGAUGAGACUCUGGCUCCGUCCUUUUCAGAGGGAAGUGCUAAGACCAGCACACCUCAAGCGACACAACCAACGACAAGCAAAGCAGCGGCAAGCCAAGCCAAAGCGACGGGCGAACACGGGAAGACAAAACCGUGGACCAACCAACAACGAAAGGCGCAAGCGAGCAAGGCCCAUUUCAUCCUCGCCAAAAUAGCAAGGAAUGAAAAGGAGGGCAAAGCCGAUCCGCGCGACCUAGCAGACAAAGCUAGGUACCUCGCAGUGAUCGAGGAGUAUGAGCGAUACGAAAAGGAGCACCCAGAAACGCUUUUGCCUCCCCAAACGAAGCGCAACCGCUCACAAGAAGUGAGCGAGAGCGCUCUGAAGAGAGCCAAAGACGCAAAGGGCGCACCAAGACCGACCACUUAUGUCAAGACGGCGAAAAAGUUCAGCGAGGUGGCCCGAGAUAGCCUCGCUAUGGCACUUGUUGAUGAGCUCAACGACGAUGGGCGCCUUCUGAUGGAGAAAUGGGAGGAGGUCGAGACCCAGUUGGCAGAGAUGGUGACUGACAAACUACUGUCCGAGCCAACGGGCCAGUCACCCUCCUUUGACUUUUCGGAUAUGGUUAGGGGGCACCGGGUAAUCAGGUGCGACGAUGAGUACUCGCGGGACUUCCUGGCGGAUUGCGUUGCCAGACUAGGCAAAGCAUGGAAGGGGAUUAGCAUUAAGCUGGUCCCCGCCAAGGACAUCCCAAGGAGACCCAGAGCUCGCAUUUGGUUACCCAUGGGGCUGCCUAGCCAUGAAAGGGUGCUCAAGACUCUGCGUGCGAUGAACAAGGGAGUCGACAUGGAGGACUGA
Messenger RNA from Drosophila kikkawai, 939 nucleotides. RefSeq lists its product as uncharacterized. NCBI's taxonomy places the organism in Eukaryota, Metazoa, Arthropoda, Insecta, Diptera, Drosophilidae. The record is from RefSeq and is a predicted model, not a curated record.